Corythoichthys intestinalis (scribbled pipefish) is the source of this 4445-nucleotide messenger RNA. RefSeq names its product piggyBac transposable element-derived protein 3-like. The transcript is spliced from 2 exons. Lineage: Eukaryota; Metazoa; Chordata; Actinopteri; Syngnathiformes; Syngnathidae. Bases 1315 to 2373 code for a protein of 352 amino acids. The record is from RefSeq and is a predicted model, not a curated record.
UUUUUCCCCCAGACCAUCAUCACAUCGAAAGACGUGCUUUGCCAGCAACGAAGUAGAUUUCGGCCAGUCGCAAGUCAUUAGGAAAUGAUCGUCGCCAUUGAAAAAUAAACCGGUUUUGCAAGUCUGUUCUAAUCAAAUAAGUCAAGUAUAAGUACAGGAUAAUAAAGUAGAUCUUUUGGAAGGUUUUGCCGUCCACUUCAAGAAAGAGUAGUUUGACUUCAAACUAAAAUGACUCCAUUAACCUCCUACGACCUGGCGUCCACAUGUGUGGACAUCACAUUUUUGGUUGUCAAGACUACAAUGUUAAAUUUUGGACUACAAGGGCCUGGCGUCCACUUAUGAGGACGUUAAGCUUCCACCUAGUAGUGGAAGAAGAGUGUAACAAAGCACAUGUCAAACUCAAGAUGGCUGACAACCCACCCAAACAUUCUGAUGGCUCCUCCCAAUCCAAAAGUCGACCAGAGUGUUAUUCUCUGCAACAAGUAAUGAAAAUGCUGGGGUUAAUUGGUGGAGAAAACUCUGAGGUGGAGGAUUUAUCAGAUAUCGAUGAUCCUGUGGGAGAUGCUGAAUAUCAACCUCCUCCCACCAGCAGUGAAGAAGACAGUAGUGGGUGUGAGGACCCCGUGCCACAGCCCUGUCAGCCUAUCAGGGGACGCAAACGUUUGUGCGAGGAAUACGAGGGAUAUAGGUCAGAUCGUGACAUUGCCACAUCACGCACCCCCAGGCGUCGCUCUCAGACACCGCAGGAAGAGGCUGAUGUCUCAGGCAAUGUCUCUGAAGAUACAACACCAGGACCCAGCCAUGAAGAACAGAACAACAAAGGGCGUGGAAUGCGAUGGAAGGCUUCUUCGCUUACCCCACAUCAACCUCCGUUUGACCACGAGGAGGAAACUGUUCAUGACAGAGAAGGCUGGACCCCCCUGGACUACAUACAACAGUAUAUUGACACAGAUUUGAUAAAAAUCAUUGCAGAUUGCUCAAAUGCUACAUCACUGUCUAGAAGUGGAGAUCCACUCAACACAACAGCUGAUGAAAUUUUUCAUUUUUUUGGUGCCUGUAUUUUGAUGUCUUGUGUACCAUAUCCUGCAAUCAAGAUGUAUUGGUCUAAAUCCUUGAGAUUCCCUGCCAUCACUGAAAAGUUCACACGUGAUAGAUUCUUCCGACUGAGGAGGUCACUCAAAGUGCUCAUUGAUGAGGAUGUUCCAGAAGAUCUGAAAGUGUGACAAGUUCUGGAAGGUGAGGCCUUUUCUCAACCGCAUUCUGAAAGGCUGCAAAUCUCAGGCUCGGCCACAGUGCGUUUCCAUUGAUGAACAGAUGAUUCCAUUCACAGGAGCUUGUCCAUGUCGACAAUAUCUGCCGAUGAAACCAAAGCCAGUUGGCAUCAAAAACUUUGUUUGCGCAACAUCAGAUGGUAUAGUACUGGACUUUGAGAUUUAUCAAGGUGUUGCUGGACUCCGUGAACAAGUUGAAGAACCAGGGAAUCUGGGUUUGGGAGGCUUGGUGAUCGAUCAUCUGUCUCAGACUCUGCAUCCUAAUACAAAUGUGUACUGCGAUCGAUUCUUCACAUCUAUCCAGGCAGUGGAACACAUGAUGAAGAAGCAUCUGUAUAUAACUGGUACAGUUAUGAGGAAUCGAGUUGCUGCUGCAGCGCAGAAAUUGCCAAGUGACAAGACCAUGAAAAAAAAUCGAAGAGGAACCUCAGCACAAGUUACCAAUCUGGAUGGAAACAUUUAUGUCACCAAGUGGUUUGACAAUAAACCAGUGUUGAUGAUGUCUACUGUACAUGCGAGAGAGCCAGAAGACACGUGCCAGCGAUGGGACAAGAAACUGAAACGGCAUGUGACCAUCUCUCGACCAUUUGUUAUCUGUGAAUACAACUCCAAGAUGGGUGGAGUUGACCUUGUGGAUAGAAUGAUGAGCUACUAUCGAAUGAGUGUCCGUACAAAAAAAUGGACACUGCGGAUGCUGAUGCACUUUACCGAUCUGGCUUUAGCCAACAGCCGGCUACUGUACCGCAAAGACCUCACUCUGAAUGACACACCAAAGAAAAACAUCAUGCAGUUCCUUCAAUUCCGCAUGGAAGUGGCCAUGACCUUCUUGGCUCAGAGAGACAAUGACAACUCUGACUUUCCAGAGCAGGAAGAUGACACAGAAGUUUCAGUCCAAGGGAAAUUGCGUCCAGUGCAGGAAGUGCCCCACAUCUCAUUCCGCAGUAAGGCUAAUGCACAUCUGCCAGAAGUGGUACACUCAAAGAACGCAUCACGAAGCAGAGCAAAAGGAUGCUCAGGGAAAACUCGAGUGCAGUGUGUUACAUGCAAGGUGUUCCUCUGCUUACAGGCAGAUCGCAACUGUUACGCUGCCUUUCAUACAUAGGCAUGAACAUUUUCCCAAGGCAAAAAAAUGUUGGAGCACAUUUGGUGUGCAAGUUUCAUGUUUUAUGCCAUGUUCAGAAAUUGAAAUGAACAGUUCAACAGUAGCAAUGAAAAACAUUUUUGAAGUGUACUUGUUUUUUUUUUUUUGUCCUCCUGCAACUGUUAGCAGCACUUCAUAUGACUUGCGUAAAGGGGCACAAGUUGUUGCUUUGAAUUUUGUUUUUGCACUCGGAAAAACUGCUGCCAUGUUCAGGCAACAAAUAAAGUUUUGUACAUCAUUACUCAAUUGUGACGUUAUUGUGUUCACUCAAAUUUAAAACGAAUGUCCUCAUAUGUGGACAUCAUUUUUCUCAGAAACCACAUCAUGUAAAAAGAUCAUUCUUUGUUUUUAUAAAUAUGAUGUUUUCCUAAAUAUCAAAGAGAAAAUAAAAAUGUAUGCCUUGCAAGAGUCCGGGUCUUAGGAGGUUAAAAGUCGUCAUCCAAAAAAUAAACACUCAAGUACAAGUAAACAAGUAUCCCGUGAAGGGAAUACGCAUUUAUAAAGUAACUGCUUAUAGUGUGUUUGUUUAAUUUUUAAACAUUUGUCUUUUUUUUUCUCAGCACAACGUAUAUCUAUUCGAACUGUUAUGUUAAUAAUGUUGUCACCUGUCAAAUGACUGAAUGAUACGGAGCCCCUAAGGUGACAUGGAAGACGAAAAAAAAGAAGAGAGGAAAAAAAAAGGUGACGUUAAAAAAAAAAUAGUGCCCCUAAAGGGACACGAAAGAAAAAGAAAAAAAACACCAAAGUAAAAAAUAAAAAAAAAAUGCCCCGGAAAAAAAAGACCCGGAUAAUUCCACUUUUUUAUACGUGCAUUUUGAAGGUAAACAAUGGCAACAAUGGGGCAUGAUCAGCCGUGGAGCAGGUUAAUUGAGUUUUACUUUGAAAUAGGCCUAAAAUAUGAUGACAUAAGAUCAAUUCUUGAUAUAAAGCACGGUUUCCAAAUAAGCAUAAGACAUUUGAAGCGAGUUUUAAACUCAAUCGGACAUUUUCGUCGGAAAACGUCCUGUGAUUUGGCGGUCCUUGUUGACUUCAUUCGCUUUCCAAAACUCAAACUGACUUGGAGGCACAACUAUUUUCCAACAUUUUAUUUAUUUAUUUAUUUAUUUAUUUGCUUCGAUGUAAAAAAAAAAAACAUUUUUUUUUUGCUUCAACCUCAACUUUUCUUUUUUACUUCCGGGUCUUUUUUUUUCGAGGCUUUUUUUUUUUUUUAACUUUCGUGUUUCUUUUUUUUUUUUUUUUUUGCUUUGAUGGAAAAAAAAAUCAUGUCCCUUUAGGGUCACUAUUUUUUUUUUUUUUAGCGUCAACUUUUUUUUUUUCCUCUCUGUUUUUUUUGUUCUUCUUCCAUGUCACCUUAGGGUCUCCGUAGUAGGGUCUCCGUAGAAUGAGGCCAAAAUGACACCAAAAUCAUUGAAUUCCGACUUGAAAAAUAGAAGCGAAAUCUAAGCCUUCGCUUCCAAAGAGCACGAGUGCCCUCUACCGGUUAAAACAUUUUCUACCAUGAAAUGAAAAAGAUCACCACUGCCAACCAAAAUGUACUCAAUGGUAGCGUUUAGGGCUGUCAAACGAUUAAAUUUUUUAAUCGAGUUAAUUACAGCUUAAAAAUUAAUUAAUCGCAAUUCAAACCAUCUAUCAAAUAUGCCAUAUUUUCCUGUCAAUUGUUGUUGGAAUGGAAAGAUAAGACACAAGAUGGAUAUAUACAUUCAACAUACGGUACAUAAGGACUGUAUUUGUUUAUUAUAACAAGAUGGCAUUAACAUUAUUAACAUUCUGUUAAAGCGAUCCAUGGAUAGAAAGUUGCAGUUCUUAAAAGAAAAAUGUUAGUACAAGUUAUAGAAAUUUUAUAUUAAAACCCCUCUUAAUGUUUUUGUUUUGAUAAAAUCUGUAAAAUUUUCAAUCAAAAAAUAAACUAGUAGCCCGCCAUUGUUGAUGUCAAUAAUUACUUACACAAUGCUGAUGGGUGCUGAAGACUAUAAAAUCAGUCGCACCCAAGCGCCAGCAGAGGGCGGCAAAACUCCAUAAAACACAACAAGUGA